AUGGAGUGGGGGUGCAAAUGUACUCGCUGUAACAAUCCUCGUUGGGAAGAAAGCUGGGGUCUUUCUCAUUUCGACGAACAAAACCUCGCGUUGCGCUUGUGCGAAUUAUUUUUGCAAGCUGUGCAGAAUGGACAGGAUACAUUAAAAGUUUCCUGCAAUACUAAGUCGUUAUGCCAUCAGGAUACUUGGAGCGUUCGGAUUCAUGACACUUUACGGACUUUCCACUCGGACUUUGUUUCUGUAGAAUAUAACUCUUCGACAUCUACCUAUGUCUACAAGUGGAAAGUCGAAACAUCUUCAAGUCUAAUAGAUUAUACGCUCGACGUUGCUAGCAUUAAAAUGACAUCACUGCUACAGAUAUUCACUGAACAACAGAAGAUGGCUGUCUUGAAACUAAAGAAACUUGUUGACGAGCCUUUAUCAAGCGGAAAUGCAGAAUUGGCCCUGAUGACAGAUGUAAUCAGAAAUAUGAAGAAAUGGUUUUAUGGAUUUGAAUUUGUUUAUGAUGUUGAUCUGCAGACUGAAGAUAGACGAGAUAUCGAUGAGAAAGGUUGCAUAGGGCUUUUGGUUCUCUCUUCCAGAGUUGGUAUAUUGGUAGUUAUUGAGGUUCGACGAUCAACCGGGGACAACAACCACAGGAUAACGUCAAGAGAACACGCAAAAAUGCUUAAGGCUAAGAUAGCGGACAAAUACUCCACCAAAUGUAUCACUACAAUUGGUGCUCAUUUCACUAGCGAGAUGGAUCAACCAGAGUUCCUGAGUAAACAGGACAAGAUGAUAGCUCAGUCUGUUUCCAAGUAUUAUGCAUUGAAUAUAUCAACCGAUAACUCCAGAAAACGGCCUAAAGAGUCCAAAGCCGCGAUGCAUCGUUCAUGGAAAAAAGAUUCUCCGAACAAACGCGCCAAACGUACGCAGACCGUUACGACGCUGAAUUCAUUGUCUGCUCCUCGUAUGCUGGCGCAAGGUGUAUAUGAAUCUGCUCGGCAUAAAUUUUGGAAAGUUGUACAAUGUUAUAAAUUGACGGCUACGAUUAUAGGGCAUGCUAUUGUAUUUACUGUACUUGCUGCAACAAUUAUUUUGAUGCGUGGUACUGCCCAUACGUCUAGGGUAUCGUCAUCAGAAUUUAUUAAUCCAUUAUAA
Paraglomus occultum is the source of this 1140-nucleotide messenger RNA. The record is from the annotation of a GenBank genome assembly. NCBI's taxonomy places the organism in Eukaryota, Fungi, Glomeromycota, Glomeromycetes, Paraglomerales, Paraglomeraceae.